Messenger RNA from Prunus mume (Japanese apricot), 1525 nucleotides. Its product is annotated as putative purine permease 11. Gene Ontology annotation, molecular function: purine nucleoside transmembrane transporter activity. Gene Ontology annotation, cellular component: membrane. Lineage: Eukaryota; Viridiplantae; Streptophyta; Magnoliopsida; Rosales; Rosaceae. The record is from RefSeq and is a predicted model, not a curated record.
ACCCCGGUUAUCUGAUUCAUGUUAACCAUCUUACGAUUCUGACCUCUAACCUUGGGCUCUUUUUAUUUUUAUUUUUGAACCCUUAAACCACUCGAAGAACACAAAAAUAAAUAAAUUCAUAAUUACAUGAUUGAAAAUUGGAAUCGUGAAAGUACGCAGCCGCAACAGUAAAUACCCACUAAAAAACCUCUUUGUUCCAUUCUUAACAAUACCGGCCAGCGCUUGGUGGGUUCUAGACUUGAAAGUCUUUCAUUCAGUCACGCAAACCUUAAGAAGCAUGGCCAUGCCAGAUAGCCAAGAAUCGAUUUUAGCCAAAGAUGAAACUGUCAUAGAGCAAACACAAUUUGUCAAACUUGGCCGCUGUCAAUGGUGGUUUAUGGUGGCACUCAACAUCUUCUUCCUCAUUGUGGGGCAGGCUGCUGCGGUUUUACUUGGGAGAUUCUAUUAUGACCAGGGUGGUAAUAGUAAGUGGAUGGCCACUCUUGUCCAAACUGCAGCAUUCCCAGUUCUUCUCAUCCCACUUUAUUUUAUUCCUUCAUCCAAAGAUCCAUCAACUUCUUCAGCCCCACCUUCCAUUAAAGUACUUGCCUUGAUUUACUUUGCCCUUGGAGUGCUCUUGGCUUGUGACAACAUGUUGUAUUCUGUCGGACUCUUGUACCUAUCUGCCUCUACUUACUCCCUCAUUUGUGCAACUCAAUUGGCUUUCAAUGCAGUUUUCUCGUACUUCAUCAACUCCCAGAAGUUCACUGCAUUGAUUCUUAAUUCAGUGAUUAUCGUGUCAUUCUCAGCAGCUCUUAUUGCUGUCAGUGAUGAUUCCAGUGGACCAGCAGGAGUCUCAAAGUGGAAACAUAUCCUUGGAUUCAUCUGUACCCUUGGAGCUUCUGCAAUUUACUCUCUUUUGCUUUCCCUCAUGCAGCUUACCUUCCAAAAAGUUCUUAAGAAGGAAACCUUUUCUGUGGUCUUGGAAAUGCAAAUUUAUACAGCACUGGUUGCCAGUUGUGCUGCAACUGUGGGUCUUUUUGCCAGUGGGGAAUGGAGGACUUUGCAUGGGGAAAUGGAAAAGUUUGGCGAGGGACGAGUUUCUUAUGUGAUGACCUUAGUUUGGACAGCUGUGGCUUGGCAAGUUUGUUCUGUUGGUGUUGUGGGAUUAAUUUUCGUUGUUUCUUCUCUCUUCUCCAACGUAAUUAGUACUCUUUCCUUGGCUGUUACUCCUAUAGCUGCUGUGAUAAUUUUCCAUGACAAGAUGGACGGUGUCAAGAUAAUUGCUAUGCUUCUGGCUAUUUGGGGUUUUGCCACUUAUAUUUAUCAGAACUACCUUGAUGAUUCUAAGGUAAGAAGAAGGCAGACUGGUGUUAGGGAAUCACACAAUGAUUCUUCUGCCUGAUUGGUUGAAUAAAAAUGCACAGGAAUACAUUUUUCUUUUCAAUUAUUUAUAGCAGCUGUCUUUGUAAGACUUUGAUCAACGCCAUACAACUUAUAUAUUGGUUAUAGAAAUAUUUUGAUGUCAUUGAAAUCACAUUUUUUU